Molecule: messenger RNA, 988 nt
Organism: Toxotes jaculatrix (banded archerfish)
Lineage: Eukaryota; Metazoa; Chordata; Actinopteri; Toxotidae
Product: free fatty acid receptor 2-like
Exons: 1
Coding region: 1-912 (303 amino acids)
Biological process (GO): cellular response to fatty acid; G protein-coupled receptor signaling pathway
Cellular component (GO): plasma membrane
Molecular function (GO): G protein-coupled receptor activity
Source: RefSeq, a predicted model, not a curated record
AUGGAGCCGAUGGUGAAGAGUGAGGUCAUUCUCUCCAUUUACAUCAUUUCCUUCCUUAUAGGCCUGCCAGCCAACCUCCUGGCUCUCUAUGCCUUCAGUGUCAAGAUCCACUCCAAACCACUUCCAACAGACAUCCUACUACUCAAUCUGACUGUCUCUGACCUGCUCUUCUUGAUCAUCCUUCCUCUCAAGAUGCAUGAGGCAGCAUCAGACAUGAAAUGGAAUCUGCCCAGCUUCCUGUGCUCCGUCACCUCCUUCACCUUCUUCUCAACAAUCUACACCAGCUCCUUGUUGCUAAUGGCAGUCAGUGUGGUUCGCUACAUUGGAGUAGCUUUUCCUAUCACCUAUCACCAACUGCAAAAGCCUGUGUAUGCAAUUGUGAUCAGUGCUGUUAUUUGGCUAAUCUCAGCAGCACACUGCAGCAUCACUUUCAUCACCCAGCACCACCCAUCCCUAUCCAGCAAUAGCUCCUCUGUUUGCUAUGAGAACUUCACAAAGAAGCAACUGGAGGUCCUCCUUCCUGUACGCUUGGAGUUUUUCUUUGUGCUGUGCCUUGUACCUCUUCUCAUUUGUGUUUACUGUUAUUUGCACUGCAUCUUAAUCCUGUACAGCCGCCCCAGAAUAUCCCGAAUGCAGAAGCAGAAGGCCAUCGGCAUGGCCUUGGGGACUUUAGCUGUGUUUCUCAUUUGUGUGGUGCCAUACAAUCUCUCUCAUGUAUUUGGUUACUUCCAGGGUGAGAGCCCAAAAUGGAGGUACUACACCUUGCUGCUUAGCACCUUCAACACCUGUAUUGAUCCCGUCAUCUUCUACUUCUCCUCCUCCAUCUUCCGCUGCACAAGUAAGAAGUCUAUUUUCAGGAAGCGUGGACUCGCUGUUUCAGGAUUACAAAAGCAGGGAACAAGCUCUAGCUAACAGAAAAAUACACUUUCAAUGCUAUGUCCAGCCUCAAGUUAUCAUUGUACUGUAAAUUGCAGACAUUAUCUAUGGA